Messenger RNA from Esox lucius (northern pike), 3381 nucleotides. It is a transcript of the gene mamdc2a, whose product is annotated as MAM domain containing 2a. Gene Ontology annotation, cellular component: membrane. The record is from RefSeq and is a predicted model, not a curated record. NCBI's taxonomy places the organism in Eukaryota, Metazoa, Chordata, Actinopteri, Esociformes, Esocidae. Bases 333 to 2366 code for a protein of 677 amino acids. The transcript is spliced from 14 exons.
CUGCCCUGGAGAGCACGAUCCGGCGCUUCAUCCCUCUCCUCCACAUCCUGUUCUAUCCACGACUCGCAUCCGAAAAUCAAGCGCGUGUUUCGGACUGGGAUUAAUGGGAUAUUAAGCCAUGUUACGGACCCGUAACUGGACAACUGUUCAGAGACGGCACUUCAGUCGUUGAACUUUUAACGAUUUUAGUCUUUUGGACAUCGACAUUGCAGAAGAUAGAUGAUCUCGCUCCGUAUAGUGGUUGUAUUCCCUUUGGAAACAGAUAAGUGAGGAUUUAACGAGUUGCGCUCAAGAGGACUGAUCUACCCGCUUUAUUGACUCGCUUCCGCAUCAUGAAUAGCAUUUUCCUUCUCGCUCUUCUCUUCCUUGUGUUUGGGGCGCAGUUGCAGCUUUUACCCGGCUCCUGCAACUUUGAUAACGGUACCUGCGGUUACACAUCUGAUCCUGUUUACGCCAAAUGGACCAGAAACAGGGAAGGGCGUUUUAUCACAGCAGACUCGUCCUUCAUGGAUGGGAUGGAGAAGGCUGUCCUGGUGAGCCCGGUCUUGGAGAUUCUGGACUGGAGCUGUCUUAGGCUGGUCUACCAGAUCACUGGGGCUGGCUCUCUGCAGGUGCACCAGAGACAAGAGGGAGACAACUUUGACUAUACUCUGUGGAGUGUAGACAAGCCCUCAGACAGCUGGCUCAUUGCUAGCAUUGACCUCAGAAACACUUCCAACACAUAUCAGCUUUUGAUGGAGGGUCAGCCCCGUAAGGAAACAGGCAGCAGCGUGGCGCUCUUUGAGAUUCACAUCGUACCUGGCUACUGCAUAGAGUGUAACUUUGAGGAGCAUCACCUGUGCGGUUACAGUAACCACUGGAACCCCAACGUCAACUGGUACGUUGGAGGAAGUCUGGCCCGAGACCCACAAUCCAACCUGCCUGAUGACCACACCAUGAACAACCAGAGAGGACACUACAUGUAUGUGGACUCAGUAUACGCCAAGCACUUCCAGGAAGUGGCCAAACUGACAUCUGCCAUGACCACCACGCCAGUGUCCGGCUGCCUGUCAUUCUACUACCAGCGCGACCAGGAAAGAGGCAACAUUUUUUCAGUUUUCACCAGGGACACUCUGGGACAUUAUGAAGAGAUCUGGAGACCAGAGGUCUAUGCUACAAUAAGCUGGCGGCUCGUCAACGUGGACAUCAAGGCCCCGCACCCCCUGGAGGUGGUGUUUGAGGUAGCCUUCAACAGUGCCCGUGGAGGAUACGUGGCAAUCGAUGACAUCUCCUUCUCUCCUGAGUUCUGCCACACAGAGACAGAGCCUUUGGUCGACCCAUCCAUCGCCAACUGUGACUUUGAGAAGGACCUGUGUCACUACCACCGAGAAAGAGUGGCGAGCAAGGUGUGGAACUGGGUGACAGUGAAACCCAAUGCCUACAGGAUAGGUGACCACACCACAGGAACUGGCUCGUUCCUGCUAGUGAACACAUACUUCACGUUGUGGUACGGUUACAUGGGACGUCUCCACGGUCCCUUCCUCCCCGGUAACCAUAAGUAUUGCCUGCGUUUCUACUACGCCCUGCAUGGUUUCAGGAGUGUGGACAACGCACUGAUGAUUUACAUCUAUGAUGAGAACAACGUGGCUCAGGAGAAGGUCUGGAGCCUCACUGAAACCACCAGAGAAAUAUGGACCAAGGUGGACAUCACAUAUACCAAACCCAUGACCACCAAGGUAGUGUUUGUCAGCAUCUGUCAGAACUUCUGGGACUGUCCCCUAUUGGCUCUCGAUGACAUCAGAGUGGCCAUUGGCGACUGUCGAAUCCCAGCAGGGCCAGUGCCUGGCGAGUGCGACUUUGAAACAGGAGAUUGUGGCUACACCCAGGAGAAGACAGACUCAGGGGACUGGCUGCGGGUGCAGGGGCAGACCCCCACCUCCUACACUGGGCCUCGAGGGGACCACACUACAGGGGUGGGGUACUUCAUGUACAUUGAGGCCUCUCUGAUGCGUCCGGGUCACACAGCCCGCAUGCUGUCCACGGACCUAAGGGGCUCCAUGGAGCCACAUUGUCUCAUCUUCUACUACCACAUGUAUGGCUCCGGCACUGGCAUAUUGAGCGUGCUUCUGCGCCGUGGUGACACCCAUCGCGAGGCAUUGCUAUGGAGACGGCACGGCGAGCAGAGUAUCUCCUGGAUGAGGGCAAUGCUGGACUACAUGUGCGACUGCAGACAUCAGAUUGUUUUCGAAGCCAUCCGCGGCCCAUCAAUAAGAAGCGAUAUUGCUGUUGAUGACAUUGUUAUUAAAAAAGGACCAUGCACAGCAGAUCUUGGUGAUAAUAUACCAUACUCCGGCUUCUCCGAAAACUUAAUCGAGUUCGAGUACUGAGGUGUGUGACACAGCUGUGUGACUGUGUUUGUGUGUGAUGUUGAUGGUUGAGAAUGUGUUUGUGUGUAGUGUGUGUGUGUGUGUGUAAGAGACUACACUUCAACAAGAACAUUUACAUAGAGUAGAGCAAUGCUCACUGUCUCCUUUUCUUAGGAUAUGUUAUAAUCUAGGCUACAGCCCUUUGUACAGUGAAAUGUUUGUUUCAGUAUUCUCCAAUCAUGCCAACAUAAGGAAUCAAAUGUUCCCUGAUGGAUGUGUAUGACAAUGUGUUCUUCUUUUUAUUUAUGUAUUGUAGGUGCAGAAAUAACAUGUUGGAGUAGUUUUUCCUAAGUGGUUCAGGUUGCCUUAUACUGUUUUUAGAUUGUCAUUGUUGUUGGUUUAUGCAUAGAUCACGCUGCCCUCUAGUGGUGAGAGAUAAUCACUGCAGAAUGUUUGCAGAAAAAAAAAAUAGGACAUUAUACUUUGUGUACAGUAAGAACCAGAAAAACUUGUAUAGCACUGACCCAUUGGUAUAUCAUCCAAUGUGUAUCUUACAUUCACAAUAUGCAUUUUUAGAAUAUCAAGCUCCACUGUGACAAAGGAUUUGUGUCCAGCUUUGGGUCUGAAUUCACAAGAAACCAGCAGUUCAUUUAUCAGAGUCCACUGCAAUAAGCUUCUUUUCUCUCUCCCUCAGGUGUCAAAUAUUUCUCUUACAAAUCGUGUUAUUUCCUAUAUAGGGCUAUUAACUGCUGAUGUUUAGUAUGUGUAUAGAAUGUGGUCUAGAAAUAAAAAAUUAAUUGGAGUCCUUUUUUAAUAGAACCUAGACCACUUUGUCAGGAAAGUAAUUGUGCAACCAAAUCAGUAUUACUGACUGAUUGAUUGACAGAGUCAAAGUAACUGGUAAAGGUUGGUCCCCUCACACGCCGGCUGCUUCGAGUGUUGUGUCUUAUCAUAAUGUCACAUGUUGCAUUCACAUGCUUGCCGGAGCUUCCUAUUUCCUGUUUAUGAAGUAGGAAAUUAAACUUUUUUUCAUUCA